AUGCGUCCGUAUUCGCGCGUCAACAAAGGCUACCACUACAUACUUACGGUUAUCGAUGUGCUGAGCAAGUACGCAUGGGCCAUACCGCUUAAGAGUAAGAGUAGACGCAAAGUCACCAAAGCUUUUGCAGGAAUAUUUCGGGAUAACAAAAGAUGUCAACACAAUUUGCAAACUGAUCGUGGAAAGAAAUUCUACAACACAGAUGUACAGACAUUGAUAAAAAAGCAUAGCAUCAAUCAUUAUUCCACAUAUUCGGUUAUGAAGGCUUCGAUUGUGGAACAAUUUAACCAUACGGUGAAGAACAAUAUGUGCAAACAAUUUACACUUAACGGAACCUACAAAUAA
Messenger RNA from Pseudomyrmex gracilis, 345 nucleotides. RefSeq lists its product as uncharacterized. NCBI's taxonomy places the organism in Eukaryota, Metazoa, Arthropoda, Insecta, Hymenoptera, Formicidae. Gene Ontology annotation, molecular function: nucleic acid binding. The record is from RefSeq and is a predicted model, not a curated record. Bases 1 to 345 code for a protein of 114 amino acids. The transcript has a single exon. Gene Ontology annotation, biological process: DNA integration.